Molecule: messenger RNA, 3475 nt
Organism: Owenia fusiformis
Lineage: Eukaryota; Metazoa; Annelida; Polychaeta; Sabellida; Oweniidae
Source: the annotation of a GenBank genome assembly
UGGCCAACAAGGAAGUAAAAAGUAAAAAGAAGGAAAUAUGUUCUUUACCUUCCUUAUCGGCUUACAAUAUAGAAUCUAUUCAAGCUGACAGCUAAAAAGAUAUUGAAACACAGAGAUGGCAUCCCCAAAUAAGUUCAAGGCCCUCCAAGCCAAAUUUCUCGAACAAUCACCAGAUGAGAAACCAGAUCCACUGCCAUCUUUAAAGCCUAAACCUGAUCUGUCAGCUAAACCAGUAAUAACCCCCAAACCAGCAGUUGGAACAAAACCUAGCAUUCCAACAAAGAAACCCAUAAUUUCGCCAAAGGCAAGUCCAGCUGGGGAUAAACCUGAAAAGAAACCUGGAAUAUCAACUGCAGCAGUCAAAUCAGUAACAGUCAAUAAAGAACAUAUCGAUAAAGUCGAAAAGGAAUGUAAAGAGUUACCCAAACGAGGGAGCACACUUAAGAUUGCUGGUGUUUUUACUCAGAAUGAUACACAAGGGCAGAAUCCCUCUCCCAAGCCAAAACCAAUCCCAGUAUCAAGAAGCACAAAGCCAAUCAAACCACCGGAUAAAUCUUUACAUAGAGGUAGUAAGUAUAUCCCAGACUCUCAAAAACCCAAAUUAAAAGACAUAGCAGCUUCAUAUAAAUUAGGUAGCAAUCAGAACAGUAUUAAUGGUGAUAAAUCUAGUGCAACUACUCGUGAUCAAAAUGGGAUUGUUGUUAAGGCUGCUGAUGAGUCCAAAGAAAAUGAACCAGGGUUGAGUCCUGAAGCUGUAAAACAAUUCAAUGAAAUAGAAAGUGUGGCUCUUUCACAAAUAGAGGCAGAGAAAAGUGUCAAAGACAAUAAUAAAACAAAUAUUUCAUCUGAUGCUGAAAAUGUAAAGGUGAUACCUCCAAAAUUUAAAUUUUCACAGUCACAUAUUGAGCAAUCAACUGCAGCUGAUACAAAGGAGAACAAUAAUAGUGAACAAUCUAAAGAAAUUCAGAAUGCAAUACUUAAGGAGACUGACUCCGAAAAAGAACAAACAACCUCUAAAGCAAAGCCAGAAGAGGAAAUCAAUGUAAAUCCAAUUAAGAAUACUCCACGUAAAAAUAAGCGGUACCGUAUGCGGCAGCUUCCAAAAGAAAUAGGUGUGCCACCCAAAAAGCCAAAUAAACCACCCAUCUACAAACUUCCAGUGGUCGAACAGGAACCAUCAGGCUCAAUAUUUCCUUUGGCAAAAAGAAAACUGCCAAGCCCUCCAAAUGAGAAUGAUUUAUCAAAAGAAAAUAAAAAAGCUGUAUCGCCACUACCCCCAAUUCCUAGUCCCAAUGAAUCCAGUCCAGCUCUUCCACCACGUAAUGCCAGGACUCCAUUACCCCCUCCCCCAAUCAACAAGCCACUUCCUGUACCCCCUCCCCACAGCGAUGCUCCCCUACCCCCAGUCCCAGCAUCAUCAAUGGCUCCUGAUGACAUAGCUGAUAGUGAUGGAGAGGUUUACAAUGAAGUCGAUUCACCACCUGCCAGUAAAGUAGCAAAGCAAAGAGUCAGCUUAAUAUCUCCAAUGGGGGAAGAUGAAGAAGAUGAGAUAUACGAGGAAGUUGAAUCUGCAAAACAUAGUCCCGAAAAGGAUUUCAUAAUUCCCCCGAAUGAAUCAGAGAGUGAAGAAGAACAGUUUGAGGAAUAUGAUGAUUCGCUGGCUGUAACAUCUGCUGAUGCUGUAGAUGAUGAGAUCUAUGAAGCUUUUGAUGAACCCGAGAUUGACACUGAAGAAGUUAAAAAGAAGGAAGAACUACGCAAGCAAGAGAAAGAGGAACAACAGCGUAAACUAAAAGAGGAAAAGGAGAAAAAAGAAAGAGAGCUAAAAGAGAAGGAAGAACGAGAAAGAAAGGAACGUGAAAAGAAGGAAAAAGAGGAAAAGAAACGAAUAGAAAAGGAAGAAAAGGAGAGACUUGCCAAAGAGAGAAAAGAGAAGAAGGAAAAAGAGAGGAAAGAAAAGGAAUUGAAAACUAAAUUCAAGUUUGAAGGGGAGGAGAUAGUCAUACAUACGGGAACAGUUGUAUUUGGCACUAAAGGUAGCAAGUUAGAUUUGGAUCUUAAAACUGGAGAUGUUGUCUGGAUUAUACGUAUGGACCAUAAUCCACCUGGGAAAUGGCUAGCUAAAACACAAGAUGCUAAAUAUGGAUAUGUUGUCUCUAGUAACAUAGAUGUUGACACAAAUACAAUCAAAAGUGCAAUGGAAACUGCUUAUGGCUCAAUGAGAAAAAAAGCUAAUCACCUCCUAUCAGUUGUACCAAAUAAAGAGGACGCAAACAAUAAAAGUAACCAAUCGCUGAACCUUACUGACGGUUCUUUGGACCAAACCACAGGUGAAGAUAUUUACGAGGAUACAGCAUAAUGAAGAACUGUAAAAUAUUCGACAUGCUUGUGUCACUAUAAGUCUGUGAUCAAAGUCCCCACAAUGCAGGAUGUGACUAUUGUACAUAACAAAGAAAUGUUCCAAAUGUAAUCAAUCAAGUUAUUUAUGCUUUUAUGCAUACAUAUGAGAUUAAUCAUACACCAUGGAAUCCCUUGUGAGGAUUGACUGAAAUACUAUGCAACUAGAAUCAAAGUCAUGCAGAGUAAAUGGUAUCCAUAGCAACAAGAUGAACAACAUGCAGUACGAGAAUACGCAAAAAUACUAAACUGAUAUAAUGAGUGUAAAUAAAGUAUGAAAUCUAGCAAUAUUGUAUUAUUGUAUACUGUGCUUUUAUUGUAUCUCAUAGUAAUAUAUUUUUAUUGUAUUUUACUGCUGCCUUAAAGGAGCAUUCAACCCAAUAAUUCUGUGUAUUGGGUAUAGCUUUCCUUACUUGGCAUUGUAUAAAGUAUAUUAGCUUGGAUCUUAAAAUCAAACAGUAGCAUAUACUAUUGUAAAUUGUAAUGUAUGCAUUAAUUCAAUCCCUGGCUGAGAACCAGUAAUUAAAGCUUCAUCAAAUAAUAUAUUAAACGUAUCAUGAUAUAAUACAUCCGUUUCCAUUUCUAUGUUGGAGAAAACAUAGUGUAUUAUAUAAUGAAAACUGUAUUGACUUUCUGCAUACCAUGGUUUUUAUCAUCAGAGUGAAUAUAUACAUACAAGUUUUAUACAUGGACAAAAUUAUGCGGCGUUUGCUUGAUUGCAAUUUAAAAUGCAAAGGUGUCACAAAUAGUUUAUACCUCAUAUACAGGGUGCCCCAAAGAAAAUUGUACUGAGAGAAAAAUAUGGAAAUACUAUUUGAGUGUGGAAGGAAUAUUCUCAGAAUUUGGUCACCUGACAAUAAAUUUAAUGAUCAUUAACUCCUGAACAUUUUACCAGAUAUUUAUUAUAUUAAGUUAGAGAAAACUCAAAUUUCCCAUUAAAUAAUUUACAAAUUUCUAAAAAAAUUUCAAACUUCUAUUGGAAAUGAUAUUUCUGUAUCAUGUGAACAGUUCAUCUUUUUUCAAUGAAGGAAAAAAUUAUUUAUAUUUCAUUUGGGUACACUUUUUGGGACACCCUGUA